CUUUUCUUUAUUUUUCCACCCACGUUUAAACCAAAGAAAAAACCAAAAAAAAAAAAGAAAAGAAAACCUAAAUAAAAAAUAUUUAUAACAAAACAUUAUUUCCCCACAUUUCAACACAUCACAUCACGAACGUGUAAGCGGUGCAAGUGUUGAACAGCAGCAGAGUAGUAAUUUGAUGUAUAGACGGAAAUUUAUUGUUUAGUUUUUCUUAUCAAAAAAAUUGUUAUUGAAUAAAGUUUAACAUUUCUUUUGUUAAAUCAAACAAAACCAGAAAUUAAUGAAAUCGAUACAAAAAAAGUAUAAAAUUAAGUGCACCAUUAAAAUCCGUCUGCACUAUUUAGAGAUAGUUUAAAAGUGACAAGUUCAAGUUUAAUGCUAGAAGUAGUGGCUGACAGUGCAUUAGUUAACAUAAAUAUCAUUUCCACUAUAAGGAAAUGCAAUGAAGUGAAAAACUUACGUGGCGCAACACCAACAAACAGGAAUGACAACAUUGUUGUUUUAUUUUUUUUGAAAUCUAAUUAAUAUUUUAAUUAAAUUAUCACAGACUGCAUCAUUAUAUUGUUUUUUGCGUUUUCGGUGCCGCCAAUCCUGUUUUCAAGUGCAAUAACAAUAUAAAAUACAAUCUAUGUUCCUAUGUGUGUAUGUCAAUCAAAAAGUGCAAGAGAAAAUCUCAUUAGAUCCGGAUCCGUCAAAAUAAACAUCAAUUGUUGUUGUUGUAGGUAAGAGUGAAACGCAAAAAAUGCAUGGCGUCAAACGGGUCAUAGUUUUCUGCAUUCUCAUCGUCAUCCUUCCUACAAUUCUCAUCAUAAUUCCACUCUAUCUAAGAAAAUCAGUCUUUGCUGAUGUCACUUAUCCCGUUGCUGAGUCGGAUAUCAUUGAAAUUCGUGAUGGUAUUUCAUCGAUCUUCUGUCAGCAGCAUACACUUCGUAUGAGCACGCAUUUCAAUGCUUUCCAAUUGCACAGUAAACCGGAGAUUUCGACAAAUCGUAAACAUAUUCGAUUGAAAAAGUCCAUGACCCUGCCAGAUGAUACACUCGAAUAUUGGGGCUUCUAUCUUUUGAAAGGAGCUAAGGUCUAUCUAAGAUUCUGUUCACGUUAUGAUGGAUCUCGAAUUUUAGUGGUGCGAGGUGAGAAAACUUUGAAAACCUGCGGAGUAUUAGAACACAAUAAGAACAAAGUUGGUACCAAUUUGGCCCAUGGACAUGAACAAGUUCGAGUAUUUUUCGAAGAUACUUUGGAAAUAAAAAACGCCUCAAGUGUGAAUUUAGAUGAAUUGGAAAAUCAUGGAGGUGAAAUUAGUGAUGAUGAUACUACCACUACCACAACACGAAAUCCCAUCACAACUUCUCGAUCGAGGAGUAGAAAGUUAAGAAAACCAACUAGAAAUAAGACUGACGAAAUUCCUGACACAGAAUCUGAAGAACAAAUCACUAGAUCUCCACGUGCAAGGCGUCAUCAUGAAGAAGAAUUCCAAAAACGUCAUGCUACCGAAUAUGAACGAAAGAAACAACAAGUCUACGAUCAGUUGUACAAACAUCGUGAGAAACGUGAUCAUGUUUAUGAUCGAAAAUACGUCCAUGGAGGAAAUGCCCUCAACUAUACCGAAAAUGAAUCAAAUUCGAUAUCGAGUUUCGAAAAUAGUUUAUUCGACUGUUAUAAUGGAAAUAUUCUACUUGCCGAAGGAUUUCCUCCAUCAAAUCUAUGUACGAGUGUUCAUUUUCUUGAAACUGGAUCACAUCGAAUGAUGUCAAAACAUGAAAUUACCGAAGAUGGCUACUAUUAUUAUAUAUUUUAUAGUGACAAUGAUUUAGUUCGAAAUGAUAUUCAUGCAAUUUUCGACAUUUACAAACCAACUUUCCAAUAUUCGAAUUCAACUGAUAAUUCCAGUGGAUGUGUGAAUAGUACGAAUUGUACUUUUCCAAUAACAUUUUUGUCAAAUGAAAUUGUUGUGGUGGAAGUACCAACAAGAGAUGGUAUUGAACAUGAAGAAGAUGAUAUAACUUAUUUGGUAUCAACAUGUCAUCCGAGAAUGGAGAUUUAUGCUAUAUUUCCUAUUGCUGUAUUGGUACUAAUAUUGAGUUGUUCAUUUUUAUAGUAAGAUUGGAUAUAUUUUGUGUAGGAAAAGACUUUUCGAAAGAAAGUAGAGCUUUAAAUAGGAACAAGGAAACAAAACAAAAAUAUUUGUGAGUUAAACAAACCUGAUGAGGAAGUACGACUAUAUGUACAUUUUUUUGUUUAAACAAAAAUAAAUCAGUUAUAAGAAUGAUUAUUCUCAAAUAAUGACAGUUGUUGGUAAAAAAAAAUCUAUCAAGAGGCCAUUAAGAUCCAAGAUUUAACAUUUUGACACAUCAAGAACUAUUUUUUGACAUUUCGAACAAAAUUUCGAAAAUAUUAAAAAUCAUAAAAGAUAGAAUUAUUGAUUUUACACAAACAUAUUCCGACAUUCUUUCUGUCGAGAAUUCGAAGAGUUCAAAUAAUUAUGUUUCAUGGAUUAAUCUAAGGAAGUUACUUAAGGGCGUCAUGCCUCAUUCGAAAAAUCGAUAAAAAUAUUGCUUGUGAAAUAUUUUAUUUGUUUAUUCUUCACGUUGAGUUUUAAAAAUCGAAAGCCAUAAAAUUGAUUUCCAAUAUAAUUUCGAACGAAAUUCGAACUUUUCUCAGUUUUCGAAAUGGAAAAUUAUCUUCUUUUCACGAUAAUUUUAGUGAACAUCUCACAAGAAAUUAAAUAGUGCGACGAGUUAUCUCUGGAUCAAAAGAUUUUUUAAAGUUUUUGAAACACAACAACUGUCAUGAUGUCUGAUAGCUUAAGGUGUUUUUCUCUCAACUUUUAUAUGAAGUUUCGAAAGGACAAGUGUAAAAAAGACUAGACAAAGAAAUGUUUCGAUGAUUCAAUUUCAAAAUUUCGAAAUUAAUUCGAAAAGUCUCUCAUAUGAUUUUUCAAAGGGCAAAGUUGUUUUGAGAACACGAUUUUAAAAGAAUUUUCACAAAAGUUUUUUUUUUUAAGUUUUCGAAACUAAUCAAAAACUCGUGUUCAAACAAAACUGGCUAUUUAUUUACAUCAACUGUCAUUAUGUCUUGACUCCUCAACUUUUAUAUGCAGUUUCUAGAAAAACAAGAAAUUAAUUCUGUUUGAAAGAUUCGAACUCGAAAUAAAAUCAAGUUCGAAAUCAAAAAAACAAUUCACUUGGAAAAUUCGAGAAAAGAUUAACAUUCUGUAAACUGCAAUGGAAAUAUUUUCUGCAGAUUUUUCGGAGGCUAUUCGUUUGAACGAGUUGAAAUGUGGUGAAUUACCAACACUUAACCCUAAAAAUAUAUCACAUUUUACAAAUCGUAAAAAUUGAUAGCUGCAUUGCGCCGCUGAACUCUUGAUGAGCAUGCAGAUAUAAAGUUCGAAAUCAAGACGAAUAUUUAGUCAAAAUUGGAAGGAAAUUUCCAAAAA
Molecule: messenger RNA, 3436 nt
Organism: Episyrphus balteatus (marmalade hoverfly)
Lineage: Eukaryota; Metazoa; Arthropoda; Insecta; Diptera; Syrphidae
Exons: 2
Coding region: 740-2095 (451 amino acids)
Source: RefSeq, a predicted model, not a curated record